This is a messenger RNA of Jatropha curcas, 664 nucleotides long. Its product is annotated as large ribosomal subunit protein P1. Gene Ontology annotation, molecular function: structural constituent of ribosome; protein kinase activator activity; ribonucleoprotein complex binding. Lineage: Eukaryota; Viridiplantae; Streptophyta; Magnoliopsida; Malpighiales; Euphorbiaceae. The record is from RefSeq and is a predicted model, not a curated record. Gene Ontology annotation, biological process: translational elongation; cytoplasmic translation. Gene Ontology annotation, cellular component: ribosome; cytosolic large ribosomal subunit.
CCCAAUAUAAUAUCACUCUUAGGUCUCAACCCACCUCUCUACCUUAUUAAGUCUCUUAUUGGCUCACUUCGCAAACCCUAGAUUACACCACAUUCCUUUGCCGCUGCGCAGCCAAGUGCACAAGCCAGCUCUCCCUUAGCAGAUCGGACUAUCUCAAGAUAUAACUAUGUCGGUCGGAGAAAUUGCUUGCUCUUACGCUGUUAUGAUUCUAUAUGAUGAUGGUAUUCCCAUCACUGCAGAGAAAAUUGCCCAAUUGGUCAAAGCAGCCAAUGUGCAAGUUGAAUCUUACUGGCCUAGCUUGUUUGCUAAGCUAGCCGAGAAGCGUAACAUUGAGGAUCUUAUCACAAAUGUUGGGUCUGGUGGUGGUGGUGGUGCCCCAGUUGCUGUUGCAGCUCCAGCUGGAGGUGCUGCUGCUGGUGGAGCUGCUGCCCCUCCUCCUGCUGAAGAGAAGAAGAAGGAAGAGCCACAAGAAGAGAGUGAUGACGACAUGGGAUUUAGCUUGUUUGAUUAGGAGCUCCUCUCUGUAUGCCAAAGUCCUACGUUUGUCUUAGUAGUUCAUUAGUUCAUUUUGGAUCUUUUUGCUGUUUCGUUUCAUUAUAAAUUUCGUGAAUGUAGACUUGGAGAGUAAGGUUUUUGAGCUACUAUAUGAUUCUGCUUUAAUAUA